AACCAGCAACCGUGGCAAAAAGAGGAUAAUGCCUGAGAAGAAAAACCACUGCUUGCUUCUGUAUGGUUCCCAGACUGGACAGGCUGAGGCCAUCACAGAGGAGAUCCAAGAAAACUCUGUUGCACAUGGCCUGGAAUUUGAAAGACAUUGCCUUAGUCAGGUGGAGAAGAAAUUCACCUUGGAAAAAGAGACGUGUGUUGUGAUUGUCACUUCCACAACUGGUGAUGGAGAACCACCCGACACAGCUUUGAAAUUUUUCAGAAGGUUGAAAAAGAAAACACUACCAAGUGAUUACUUAUCACAUCUCAAUUAUGCUCUGCUGGGGUUGGGUGAUUCUAACUAUACUAAUUUUUGCAAUGCUGGAAAGACCCUGGAUAGAAGAUUAGAGGAACUGGGGGCUAAGCGGUUCUAUCCCUCAGGCUGGGCUGAUGAUGCAGUUGGGUUAGAACAAGCAGUGGAGCCAUGGAUUGAGGGACUUUUUCCAGCACUCAAACAGUUUUUAUCCCUUGAUUCACCAAACAAGUCUGGUCCCUGCAGCAAUAAAACAAGCUGUGAUAGUAAUCAAUGUACGGUUAAAUUUGUGGAAAAUACAGAAUGUGUGGUUCAAAGUGGGGAAACUGAAGUGACUAAUGUUAGUGUUGUUACAACAAAUGGUCAUUCAACAAACAGUGGAGAUCCUUCAAACAACGGUGUUGAUUCUAAUGGACAUAAUGGCUUGACCUCAGAAUUUGAUGGAAAAUCAGUAAGUAAUAAUGGAACAGAAUCCUUGGACAGAAAGCUUGAAGAUAUGUUACUAGAAGACGCACCAUCUCUCAGGAAAUCAGUGCAACUGCUCUGUGAUAGUGCUGUAACAGUUCCACUGCUUUCACCUGCAUAUCUCAUCAUAAAGUAUAAUCUAAUAGAAAGUGUAGACCGGUCUCCUUUUCCACUGAAUACUUCUGCUGCAUCAAAUAUUUCCAAUGCCACAAUAAUCAGUGCAGAUAUUUUAACUUCACAGGAUGCACUAAAGAAAACCAUGAAAUUGGGACUGAAACUUGAGAACAAAUUUUCGUACCAACCAGGGGAUUCUGUGUCCAUUUAUUGCCAGAAUGAAGAUAAAGAGGUGGAAAUGCUGUUAAAGAGACUGAAUGUUCAAGACAAAGCUGAUUGCAUUUGUCAGAUUGAGCUUCUGAAAGACACCAAAAAGGCCAAAGCAAUGAUCCCACUCCAUCUCCCUGCAGUCUCUACACUCAGGAACUUAUUCACUUACCAUAUAGAUAUAAGGGAACCUCCCAAAAAAUCUGUGAUAAGACAGCUUGUAGAAGAGACAGCAAACCCUAAAGAGAAACGAAGACUUCAAGAGUUGUGUAGUAAACAGGGUAUGGCUGAUUACACCAAAUUUAUAAGAAACCCUGAGAUAAGUAUACUUGAUCUCCUUCAAGCAUUUCCUUCCAGUCAGCCUUCUGUGGAAAGGUUAAUAGAGUCACUUCCAAAGCUACAGCCACGACCAUACUCGGCCUGCAGCUCACCACUAAAAACACCAGGACACUUAGAUAUAGUCUUCAAUGUGGUCAAUAUUCCAGAGGGGGAUGGUAGGAGCUUUGCAAGGCAAGGAAUAUGCACUGGUAUGUUAGAUAAAAGGACAUCAGAUAUUCAAAACAAAGACUACGAGGAAUCAGAAGGAAUUAAUGGAAAAAUCUUACAGUUGCAAAUUUCAGCAAGAUCAAAUCAGUUUUUCCACUUGCCUGUUGAUGUAUCUGUGUCCCUUAUUUUGAUUGGGCCAGGUACAGGGGUAGCUCCAUUUGUUGGAUUCCUACAACACAGAGAAAUACAGAAAAGCCAUUCUGAAUUUGAGGACCAAGUGUUUGGAGAAAUAUUCCUUUUCUUUGGUUGCAGGAACCAGUCUCAGGACUUCUUAUUCAGGGAAGAGCUUAAGAGACUACAAGAGGUCCAUGUUUUGACAAAAUUAUUUGUCUCAUUUUCCAGAGAAAAUCAGUCUACAGAGGGGCCUAAGUAUGUGCAGGAUAACAUUCUCAAGAAUGCUGAACAAGUGCUUGAUUUGAUAGAGAACAAAAGUGCAGUGAUUUAUGUUUGUGGUGAUGCCAAGAAUAUGGCCAAAGAUGUGAAUCAAACUUUUAUGACAAUUUUGCAAGAAAACAAAGGCUUGAGUGAAAGUGAAGCCAGAUCCUAUGUGACCAAACUGAGGCUGGAGAAAAGGUACUUGGAGGAUGUUUGGACAUAAAAACAAUUUAUCAGCAAUUUUAUUUGUGGUUAGAUACAUCUAUGAUUUAACUUGAUCACUUUUUAAAAAUGAUUUGGCAUGCUUGUUUACUUAGUUUUUUUUUCAAUAAUUAUUAUCUAUUAACAUGAUUAAUUCACAAUAUGUUGGGAUACUUGUAUAAUUUUCAGCAUAUUGAGGAUUUUCUCUUGUUUUGAAUCUUUUAAUGUGUUCGAUGUUUGAAUUUUUUGUUACCAUUUCUAAGAAUAUACUAGUAUAUAGUUUGGA
Molecule: messenger RNA, 2485 nt
Organism: Saccostrea echinata
Lineage: Eukaryota; Metazoa; Mollusca; Bivalvia; Ostreida; Ostreidae
Product: methionine synthase reductase-like
Exons: 2
Coding region: 29-2221 (730 amino acids)
Biological process (GO): homocysteine metabolic process
Cellular component (GO): cytosol
Molecular function (GO): flavin adenine dinucleotide binding; [methionine synthase] reductase (NADPH) activity; FMN binding
Source: RefSeq, a predicted model, not a curated record